ACUUUAAAAUAAAAAUAAUAUAAAAAAAUUUAUUUCAACAGGACACAAAAAGAAAUAAUUAAAUAAAAUUUAAAAAUCAUUAAAGGUAACGACGAAUUAAAGAAAAGGAGAAGCCUGACAACCAAACUAAAACUUGCACCCCCCUCAACCAUCAUUCCGAGCGGCACCAAGCAUGGCAGAUCAAGAGGCCAGCGAGACUUUCCACUGGCGCUAUGCCGGCCUCGAUGACAAGAACUUCCAGAUCCACGGCGGGAGCCUCCUCUUCCUCCUCAUAAUUUUCGCCGUUCUGGUUUUCGUUGCCCUCCUUUGUUUAUACAUCAGGUGGGCCUGCCGCGGCUACCACCGGUGGACAACGGCCACCGGCACUGGGGACUUAUCCUCUGAGUCUGCCUUCCCUCGGCCGCUUGGCCUCGAUCUGGAGACCAUCGGUAGCUUCCCGGUGCACUCACACCAGCGAUCGUCAUCAGGCGACGAAGCCCAGUGCGCGAUAUGCCUGAGCUGCUUGAUAGAAGGAGAGAAGGUUAAGGUGCUGCCAACUUGUACCCAUUCCUUCCAUCCAGAGUGCAUCGAUGAAUGGCUGAAGACUCAUUCGAGCUGCCCACUAUGCAGGGCUUUUCUUGGGGGAUCCACGGCGGAGCCGGUGGCCGUCGUUGUUUGAGAAGAAGAUAGGAAGAGGAUGGGGCUUUGGAUCGGUGGUGUUUUUUUUUUUUUGCUCUCUCUCUUUUGCCAUGGGCGUGGAACAUGAGAGCCUGGCGGUGGAAUCCACAGAAAGAAGGUGGUUUUGGGGUGUUGCCAUGGGAGGGGGCCGAGGGACGGACGGUGUCGACAUUCGUUGCUGUUGUCUCUACUGUUGCUUUUGGCUUUUUGGACCUCGAACGGAUUUAUCUUUCUUUUUUUUUUUUCUGAGCGUUUUGUUGCUUGGGGUUGAUCUGAUCUCUGAUGUCUUCGCUAGAAUGGAAAGAUAGAUGGUUGACAGGU
Messenger RNA from Elaeis guineensis (African oil palm), 978 nucleotides. RefSeq names its product RING-H2 finger protein ATL66-like. Gene Ontology annotation, biological process: protein ubiquitination. The record is from RefSeq and is a predicted model, not a curated record. Lineage: Eukaryota; Viridiplantae; Streptophyta; Magnoliopsida; Arecales; Arecaceae.